CCACCAGUGAGCCGGCAAUUUCAUGUGCUUGAUGAAAAUUUCACUACUGCAUCGAUGAAAUUCCCUACCGGUGAGCAACGGAAAAACACUUCCUCUGCUAUCAGUGCGCAUCGUUCUGAUGAUAAACGUAACGAUGAUUCUGAAGCAAGCGUGGUACAAAAAAGUGCGAGUUUACAGCCAGGCAAUAGUAUGAAGCAUUUAUCGAAUGGAACUUCGUGCACUGGGUCCCCCGAAAAAAGGCAGCCCGUGAAGCGCGAAGACAAUGAUUUUGGAGUGUCAAUCUUGCCAGUUAAAGUUGAUCAAGGCGAAGAAGUGCAGGUAGCCGUUGAAAAGCGUUGCGCUGCCGCUAAUACUACAUAUUCGCGGAGUGUUCUGGGUCGGAAACUGUUGCUGGAUAAUGAAAACGAAGAUGAGGAUGAGAUGCGGCGUAUCACGAUUGUCAAAAGGCGUGAUAAUGACGGGUGGUGGUUCACGCGUAGACAUCAAAAUGGGACACAGGCAAGCGGUGAAGAGAAAAUGAAUGGCGAGAUUCGUCCAGCAAUUGAGCGAUCACAUAGUGGCGCAGGCGAUGGCCCGGCUGUUGCUAAAGUGAAACCAAAUGCAGCGCCCAAAGAAGACAAGUUGCUGAUAUAUUUAAAUAAUAGCAGUGAGGCAGAAAAAAGUGAACCAGCACCGCGUGCUGAUAAUGGGGAGGCCCAGGAAAAUGGAAAUGCUUCAAUAAACGCAGCACAGCAGUCGACUUCGCUAUCGACUAAUCUUCAAAAUGACAAUAUCUAUGCAAAGUUUUUCUCCGGACUUAUCAAGAAGUGA
Gongylonema pulchrum is the source of this 810-nucleotide messenger RNA. The record is from the annotation of a GenBank genome assembly. NCBI's taxonomy places the organism in Eukaryota, Metazoa, Nematoda, Chromadorea, Rhabditida, Gongylonematidae.